Falco peregrinus (peregrine falcon) is the source of this 2471-nucleotide messenger RNA. It is a transcript of the gene CREG1, whose product is annotated as cellular repressor of E1A stimulated genes 1. NCBI's taxonomy places the organism in Eukaryota, Metazoa, Chordata, Aves, Falconiformes, Falconidae. Bases 16 to 837 code for a protein of 273 amino acids. The record is from RefSeq and is a predicted model, not a curated record. The transcript has 4 exons.
AGCAGCUCUCAUUGGAUGAAUACAGUGGACAUCGUGAGUCCAUUGGCUGGCAGCGGGAAGGCUGAUUUCCCACUCGCAAAGGCUGCCCGCGGCGCGCUCUCGUUGGUGAAGGUGAGCGGGCAGGGUUGUUCCGAUUGGCGGAGAGCAGAGGACCCGCCCCUCCCUGCGCGGGGCCGCGGGCGCGGGGCCGGCUGUCGCGGCGGCCGGCUGUCGCGGCGAGCGCAGUCGGUGUCCGUUGGUGGCCGGUGCGGCAUGGCGGGGUCGGCGCUCCUGUGUGCGGCGGUGCUGCUGCUGCUGCUGGCGGCCGGCGGGGCCAUCCCGCCGCCGGAGGAGGCUGCGCGCAUGGCGCGUUUCGUCCUGCACAACUGCGACUGGGGCGCGUUGGCCACUCUCUCGGCGCAGGACGGGCUGCGCGGCCGCCCCUUCGCCAACAUCUUUUCCCUCAGCGACGGGCCCCCGGGGCCGUUCAGCGGCAGCGGCGUCCCCUACCUUUACCUGACCGACAUGGAGAUCUCCGUGCAGGACUUGGAGAUCAAUUCAAAUGCCUCCUUAACUGUGUCUUUGGCACAGACUCCUUACUGCAAGAAGCACAGAUAUGAUCCCCAAAACCCGCUCUGUGCUCACAUAAUCUUCUGUGGGAGUAUUGUAAAGGUGAAUGAUUCAGAAGCAGGCUUAGCGAAAAAAGCAUUAUUCAGUCGCCAUCCUGAAAUGGAAACUUGGCCCAAGGAUCAUAAUUGGUUCUUUGCCAAAUUCAACAUCACCAAUAUUUGGGUCCUGGACUACUUUGGUGGAUUGAAAAUUGUGACGCCAGAAGAAUAUUACAGCGUCAAGCCUUAGUGGAAGAAGAUCCUUGGUGAUGCUGAUGUACAAAUAAAUUACUUUGGCUGUUUCACGGAAGAUUUAUUUUUUAUAUGUAUUGUAGAGCUGAAUUAAUAAUGCAAAAAAUCAAAAACUUUGCAUUGUUAAUGAGCUUGUAUAGUUCUACUGAAGCAAAUGUAAAUUCUCACUAACACAGUUUUAAACAUGUCAUACUCAAAAAUCUUUGUGCAUAAGCCAUAACUAAAUUUUACUCAUUAAACAUGAUUUGGGAAAGAUCUCUCUCUGUUGGCAAUCUGCUCUCAGAAACACUGUUUACUGGAAACUGAAGGAUUAGUCCAGUUCUAAACCUUUCAAUGCCUUAGUUAAGUAAUACCUGUCUGUAAGCACUCUCCAAUUUUAUUUUUAAUACCAGUUUAGUUUAGAUCUUUAUGGCAAAAUGCUACAGGAUGGCUCAGCUGACUAUGGAAUGGAAAACAUUGCUUGUAUUACAAUGGCAAAUGAUAUGUAUAAAAAGUUCCCAGAUUCUGUUAAGAAAAAUUUUUUUGCAUGCUAGUACACUCACUCCUUGGAGCCAUUUUUCUAUUUUGCUACCUACAUUGAAUGUGCUAUGGAAUAUAAUUGUGUUUAUGCAAACUGUACAUAUACCUCAUAAGACCUUGGUAACUCUUCAGCUGGCAGUGGUUAUGUGCCUUGACUCUUUAAUAGAAGCAAGGUGGCAAUACCUAAAGAAGUAUCUGACUUCAUAGGAGUAGUGGUUUGUAAAUUCAGUGAUAAUGUUACAAAGGGUAUGUGUGUUCUGAUCAGGAUUUUGAAGUCUUCAGCUUUGUUAGUCUGAUGAAGUUGCAAUGUAUCAGCUUUUAUUACCCUCAACAGUAGAACCGAGCAGAUACUUGGUUUUGGAAGCCUUACACAGCAAUUUUGGGUUAGUAAUGCAGAAGUGAGAAAGAAGCAAUACAGUAUGACACAGAUGACUCAUGACUUGUAGAGAAUGAAAAGUGAUGAAAGGUGUGCAUUAUUAAUUGUGUUAAAAUAAGCCACACAUAACCAUAAAAAAAUAAAUUAACAUUUUUUAUAUCCUCUCAUCUCCCAUGUGUUAAGUUCACAAAUAUUCAAAAGCGAUUAUGAACAAUUAAGUUGACUUUACAAUGAGCAAAUAUUACCUAGUUGACAGAGUAAAGAAUGUGAGAAUUUAGAUUCCUUAGAGGCAGAUCCAUAUACGGUACAGUGGAAUUCAUCAUAUCAAAUGAUCUCUACAUCUUAACGUUGUAUUAUAUCACUAUUUUUCUGAGAUACUUUCAAAAAAAUCAUUCUAGUAUUUUUGAUGUAACUUACUAAGUUUUCUUUUUCUGCAAGGGGGGGAAAAGGUAGUUGUUACUGUAUCAAAUCCAUGCUGUUCUACUGUUUGAAGAUUUAGAAUCAGGAAAGUAUAAUAUUGAAAUAAUUUAUGUUGACUAGAUAACACUGACAUAAAGUAUGAAAUGGGAAAAUACUUUUAUAAGAGGCAUUUCAGUUGUGACAUCCGCAUGAUCCUCUGGCAUGGACUUGAUCUUUACCAUGGGGACACCUGAAUGCAUUACGUGUUACUUGAUAACUUCUGAUGUGUGAGACUGAUGUUGCUGAGCUUUUGUUCAAAUUAAAAUAUUUUUUGACAA